AUGCGAAUCCGAAAGGCAACUCAGAAGAACAAGAAGAAUGUCGCGGCCGCCGGCGCCGGCGCCGGCAAAGAAGAAAACAAAGUAAACACGGCCAAAUUGAAAGGCGCAGAGAGGUCAGCCUAUUUCGCACGGAGAGAAGCCGCAAAGAUACUGAGAACCGUACUCGAAGGAGACGCUAACCGCCGUGCUCUUGCUUCCAUCAAAACCCUCGUUUAUCAUCCUUCCAUCAGAAACAAGAAAGCCACAUUUGCUCUCAUCUGUCAAACCCUUAAACAUCUUUCCAUUAUCAAUGAUGUUUUGCAAGCUGCUUCUAUUCUCAACACCAAGUGGAAGAAGCAACAAGAAUUGGUUUAUAUCAUUGUCUAUGAUAUCCUUUUCGGUCAGGGAGUUCCACUGGUUGGUGAUGCUGAGAAGUACCUCAUGCGCCACAAGGAUCCCCUACAUUUACAUCUGAAAAAGGUUUUGUCACGGAAGAAUGUGACGACUGUUAAAGACUUGUUUGCUCUACAAGAGGUUCCUGAUAUUUCUGUACCUCGAAAUGUUCGUGUGAAUACACUUAAACUGGAUGUUGAUUCUGCCUUAGUUGAACUUCAGAAAAAAUACUCGGUUCAAAAGGAUGAUUUACUGCCUGACUUAUUAGUGCUCCCUCCAGGAACCGAUUUACAUGAUCAUCCUCUUGUCAAGAAUGGAAGCAUAUUUCUGCAAGGCAAGGCGAGUUCCAUGGUGGCACCGGCACUUAGCCCUGAACCAGGAUGGGAGGUUCUUGAUGCAUGCGCGGCACCUGGCAACAAAACUGUCCACCUUGCCGCCCUUAUGAAGAGAAAGGGUAGGAUUAUAGCAUGUGAGCUGAAAAAGGAAAGGAUUAAGCGCUUGAAUGACACCGUAAAGCUAUCCGGCGCUUCCAAUAUACAGGUUCUCAAUGAGGAUUUCUUGAACAUAAAUCCCAAGGACCCUUCAUAUUCUAAGUUAAAAGCUAUUCUUUUAGAUCCUUCCUGCUCUGGUUCUGGUACUGCCGCUUCUAGACUAGACCAUCUGCUUCCGUCUAAAGCAGCAGGUGAUAUCGACACAGAAAGAUUAAACAAGCUUGCAGCUUUUCAGAGAAAAGCUCUUCAGCAUGCUUUCCUUUUUCCAGCUUUGAAAAGAAUUGUAUACAGUACUUGUUCCAUAAACCAAAUUGAGAAUGAAGAUGUUGUGAAAUCUGUUCUGCCCAUAGCCGAGUCGUAUGGAUUCCAACUGGCAAAGCCAUUUCCCGAGUGGCAGUGUCGUGGUCUUCCGGUCUUUGAAGGCGCUGAAAACCUGGUUCGAACAGAUCCUGCCAAGCAUGGAGAGGGUUUCUUCAUUGCCUUGUUUGUCAAGAAAGAUGCUAACCUUUCGGUGAGGUCAAAUAAAAAUGUUAAUAAGACUCUCCCCAAUUCUACCAGAAUUAGAAACGUGCGAAGGAAGAUACCGAUGUUCAUUCACACUAACAUGUUCAAAAUGUGGUUACGUGGUCAAAAUUGGAGGGAUAGAAGAUAUUUUUCUUGCCAGUGUAAAAGCCAUUCAUAA
Messenger RNA from Vicia faba (fava bean), 1545 nucleotides. The record is from the annotation of a GenBank genome assembly. Lineage: Eukaryota; Viridiplantae; Streptophyta; Magnoliopsida; Fabales; Fabaceae.